Messenger RNA from Sclerotinia trifoliorum, 1643 nucleotides. The record is from the annotation of a GenBank genome assembly. NCBI's taxonomy places the organism in Eukaryota, Fungi, Ascomycota, Leotiomycetes, Helotiales, Sclerotiniaceae.
GAACUGUACUGAGGUUGUCGAAUUAAGGUUCCUGUGAAAAGACUUUUGUGUACUUCUUGUUCCACGAACUACGUCCCUCGGGAAGAUCAACUAUUGAUUGCUGAAGUUCAGCAAAUCAAUUCAACCCAUUUACCAUAUGUUCAAAUCAUUCAUUCUCGCCUUUCAUUAACUGUUUGCAAAGCUUCAACCUUAUUAUUAAACGACCAUGUCCCGAGCAUGCGAUGUCUUUUGAUGAUAUUCAUUCCACUUCAUGAUGCAAGUGCAUACAGAAAAGAAGUCAUAUACUACUACAACAACUAUGGCAUUUUCAUAUUCCUUUUCAUGGGAAUCAUGUCGCAUUGCUUCGACGUAGCGUGGAAAAUGUUUGAUUAUCCAUAGACAAUUUUCAUGACUUAUGCGUCACAUCGGUUGUGUGUGAGUCUUCUCAAACAACGUCAAGGGGGAUGAAUCGCAAAGUUCAACUCCAAGUGGCUAUUUCGAUUUUUACUAUCAACCUUUCAGUCUGCGAGUCACAGCUUCACUUGAAUAAUCACGAUAAAUUCCAAUCGAUGACGAAGAUGAUUCAGACUUGAUCAAAAAUUGUCAGUGGAGUCAUUCCUCAGCACAAUGUAGUGCAUAAAAGGGCUCAGUUUUCUUCUUACAAUAACUUCUUCUCAUACACUUUACAACAUCCUCAGGCAAGCAGUACUUUCAUACUGAGAAUACCUACCAUUACUUUUACCCAGCCCUUCGACUCCAACCAUACCUCACAAACGCUAUCAAUAUCUUCGUCUCAUCACGACUCGGAUACCUAACAUUUCCUUACACUAGUACUUUUACCCGCUCCGUCAACAUCAACCAUAACUUACAAACAUUUCCGAUAUCAUCGUCUUCGACUUCAGCCAUACCUCACAACAUUAUCAAUAUCCUCAUCUUUAACUUCAACCGUACAUCACGAACAUUAUCAACAAAUUCACCUCCAUCAUUCUUCGAAUACCGACCACUAAUUCAUAACAUUGCCCUUCCCCGAUCCUCAAUUUCAACCACACCUCACAAACAUCAUCAAAUAUCUUCACCUUCAUCACUCUUAGACCUCCGCUUGCCUCAUAUUUUCUACUCCCUGACUGACAGCUUGUAUUCACAAACAACAAAAUAAUACCAUAUAGCAACAAGCCUCAUAACCAUCACUUACUUUCAUCAUGUCUCAUCGCGACAACAAAUCCUCCUCCACUAUCUUCACCGACAACACGUCUUCGUCCGCUACUUCCACCAAUGACAAACUCCCCUCCACUGCUUACGCCGACACCAAGAUCCCUUCCACUCAACCUGACUCUAUCAGUCCCCCAGCCCCUGCGGGACAGUGGUUCGUCCAGGAACCAGGUCAAAAAUGGUCCGACAGAUGGGCCUCCGCUACCAGCGAAGAGAGAUAUAAGUAUGCAGUUGAGCGGGCUGGUGGUGGUGGACAUGGUAUGGAUAUCAUGUAUGUCACUUGUGCUAAGAAUGUAGAAGCUCCAAAGCAUUGGGUACAUGAUGAUACUGUGUGAGAGGUUAGCGAAAUAAGAGAGUGGAAACGAGAGGAGUAUGAGGCCGAGGAAUGGAGAAAAUACAUUGCUAGCUAUUUUUGAAACAUAGAUUUUGAUAUUUAGUUCAAUGUCUGUCUAUCC